Ictalurus punctatus (channel catfish) is the source of this 603-nucleotide messenger RNA. RefSeq names its product growth hormone 1 (gene gh1). Gene Ontology annotation, molecular function: growth hormone receptor binding; growth hormone activity. Lineage: Eukaryota; Metazoa; Chordata; Actinopteri; Siluriformes; Ictaluridae. The record is from RefSeq and is marked provisional. Gene Ontology annotation, cellular component: extracellular region. Gene Ontology annotation, biological process: animal organ development; positive regulation of receptor signaling pathway via JAK-STAT; response to nutrient levels.
AUGGCUAGAGUGUUAGUGCUGCUCUCGGUCGUGGUGGCGAGUUUGCUCUUUAGUCAAGGCGCGACAUUCGAGAGCCAGCGGCUCUUCAACAACGCGGUCAUCCGUGUGCAACACCUCCAUCAACUGGCUGCCAAGAUGAUGGACGACUUUGAGGAAGCUCUGUUGCCUGAAGAACGCAAACAGCUGAGCAAGAUUUUCCCGCUGUCUUUCUGCAACUCGGACUCCAUCGAGGCUCCGGCAGGCAAGGACGAGGCCCAGAAAAGCUCUGUGCUGAAACUGCUGCACACCUCCUACCGUCUGAUCGAGUCCUGGGAGUUCCCCAGCAGGAACCUCGGCAACCCUAACCAUAUCUCAGAGAAGCUGGCUGACCUGAAAAUGGGCAUCGGCGUACUUAUCGAGGGAUGUGUGGAUGGACAAACCGGCCUGGAUGAGAACGACUCUCUGGCUCCGCCCUUCGAGGAUUUCUACCAGACCUUGAGCGAGGGAAACCUGAGGAAGAGCUUCCGUCUGCUGUCCUGCUUCAAGAAGGACAUGCACAAGGUGGAGACCUAUCUGAGCGUGGCCAAGUGCAGGAGAUCUCUGGAUUCCAACUGCACCCUGUAG